Molecule: messenger RNA, 2719 nt
Organism: Drosophila grimshawi
Lineage: Eukaryota; Metazoa; Arthropoda; Insecta; Diptera; Drosophilidae
Gene: CrebA
Product: cyclic AMP response element-binding protein A
Exons: 6
Coding region: 972-2552 (526 amino acids)
Biological process (GO): regulation of transcription by RNA polymerase II
Molecular function (GO): cAMP response element binding; DNA-binding transcription factor activity, RNA polymerase II-specific
Source: RefSeq, a predicted model, not a curated record
ACAAGAAUUUCACCGACAUAUAGUUUAGUACCGUUUUUGGCUGCAGUCGCACUACGGACAAUAUUCUAAUUGUGCUAACGAACAUUUUUUUCAAAAAUCUAAUAUAUAAAUAUAAUACACAUUCAUAAAUUGAAAUUGAUAUGUGUGACAAACAUUAAGCAUAUACAAUUUAAUUACAAACAGUUAAUGCUAUUAACUACACAUUUUAAAUGUUAUUAUACAUGGCCAACGCCAGCCAUAUGGAAAUGGAAAUGAAAAUGCGAAUUGGAAUGGAAAAUGUGCUGCUGUCUCGUCGUACACACAAUAUAUAAUUAAUAACAAUCUGCUAGUGCAAAUCAAAUGUGUUGUUGAUCAAAUCAGCAAAAAUUAAAAAUAAAUUAAAAAUAAAAUUACAACAAAAGUAAUAAAAAAACCCCCUCCAUACGAACGAACGCGUGCAACAAGUUAAAUCCAGCUACAAGCUACAAGUUGUAAACCAAGUUAGAACUACACACAUACAAACAAACAUACAUGUAUACACACACACACACACACAUACGCAAGUACUCGUUCGCGCUCUCACACACAGAUGCACACACACACACAGACACAAGGAGACUUUAACAAUGUCAAGUGAAAACAUUCUUUGGAAGCAACAGGUUUCGCCCUAAUAAGUGUUAUAAAGAAACGCGUCCAGAACUGUUGUUGACUUUGACUUGAAAGAGAAAGAGAGACAGAGAGAGAGAGAGAGAGAGAGAAAAAAAGCAAAGAUAUUUAUAAAUUGAUCAACAGUUAUAUAUAUAUAUAUAUACAUAUUCAGUUGAGCUGAAUUUGAGGCAAAUUAAGAGAUUUGUGUGUGACUGCAACCAGGUGGAACGAGCAAGUCGAGCAACAAUCAACAACUAAAUAACCAGAAACUUAACUAAAAAGUUCUUAGAGCGCAAAAAACAAAAAGAGAGAGAGAGAGAGAAAAAAGAAGCGAAAACCUCAAUAUGGACUCAUUCUACGAUGGCGACCUCAAAGAUAUAUGGGACUCCGAUUUAGUUUCGACGGAAUCCUUGAAAAUAAGCAGCGAUCAUGAUAUGCAUGAUUGGUUUUACGACCGCGAUGAUGUCAAGGAUCCAACAGUCAUCCUACACGACAAGCUCAUAUCCGAUGCCCUCUUAAAUGGCACGGGACCAAUUAAAACGGAGCAUUCCUAUAGUCUCAACAGCGAUGGUGAUUCCCUGCCAGAUUCACCAAAAAGCCUGCAGGCCAAAAUCGAUGAUAUGGAUGAUGAGUGCUACUCCGGAAGUGGGCGCGUCACCAUCGAUCCCAAAUGCCUCACACUUCACCCGCCCGCAAGAAACAAUCGCAGCACCGCAAUGCUGAGCAGCGCCUGCGCCAAUCCCGCACUAAACACAGCCAUUACGGAGUUAACGGCUGCAAGCACAGCCCUGGCACGGCACACCAAUUGUGAGGUGGUGCAACAGAGUGGCAACACCGGCAACAGCAACAGCAGCAGCAGCGGCGGCAGCAACAAUAACAGCAGCAGCAGCAUAAAUGUUGCAAUGGAACAUUUUCAACUACCUCAACAUUUGGCGGAAAUGUACGAUGAUAACGAUUGCAGCUCAUCGGUGUCAUCGGCCAGGGAGGGCAGCAUAUCGCCCGAUAUCUGCUCAGACAUCGAUAUAGAUGAGGCGAUCAUCAAAGAUGAGCCCAUGUCACCCGAUUCCAGCUGCCCCGCCAGUCCUAACUCACAGACCAGCAACCAACAGAUGAGCCUCAGUCUGGCCAAUUUGCAGACAGAACUGCUCUUCGACCAAAAGCAUGGUGGCCUUCUGCUUGCCACCAGCAACAACAGCAGCAGCCUCAUCAAAUCCCAGCAGCAACAGCAACAGCUCUUACUGCCCAAGAUGGCCAUCAAGACGGAGAAACAAAGUGCCGGUAGCAGCAAUAGCAGCAGCAGCAGCUCGGCUAAAUCGCAUGCCUAUGGCAUUCCAUUAACGCCGCCCUCCUCUCUGCCUAGCGACGACUCAGAGGGCAAUCUAUCGCCGGAACAUUUGUAUGCGCCAUUGUCGCCCAACGCUUCCGCCGUGACCAAUGCACCUGGCAGUGGCGACUCAAUGGUUAAUAAUGCUAGCGCGAGACGCGCUGCUGCCAUCAUAACCCGUGCCGCCAGUGGCAAUGGUGUCGCCAGCACUCCGCCAUCGACGAGGCAGCCCAUACACACGCCGCUCAUUAGCACGCAACCGAAGGGGUCAACGGGCAAUCUACUGUUGACAGAGGAGGAGAAACGUACGCUGCUUGCUGAGGGUUAUCCCAUACCUCAAAAGUUGCCACUCUCCAAGGCCGAGGAGAAAUCGCUCAAGAAGAUACGACGUAAAAUUAAAAAUAAGAUCUCUGCUCAGGAAAGUCGUCGCAAAAAGAAAGAGUAUAUGGAUCAGUUGGAGAGGCGCGUAGAAAUUCUGGUUACGGAGAAUCAUGAUUACAAGAAACGCCUCGAGUCGCUCGAGGAGACCAAUGCCAAUCUACUUAGUCAGCUGCACAAAUUGCAGGCCUUAGUUAGCAAGCACAAUGUGAAAAAGUCCUAAACCUGAUGCCAAGGCCCAGUGGCCAUGGUUCAAGUUUGCCUGCCUGCCCGAGAGAUAUUUUUAUUUUUAUUUUAUCUUAUUUUAUUAUAUUUUAUUUGUUGUUGUAACGAGCACACGACGAACACACACUAGUGUUUUGUUUCUUAUUAAGAAUUUAUCAGUUUAUA